AUGGGCAAUGGUCAUCGUUGCAAGUGUUGUAUUUCCUCCCAAAUUCGACAUAUAUUGAUUUGUGUGGAUUUAGAGGUGGCGGGUACUUCUAGGUCCCAUUUGGAAGUAGGGACAAGUAGUGGUGGGCCGAAUGUGGAGAAUGUCGAUUACAUGGAAGAUGAUGAUGUGGGUGGACCGAAUAUGGAGGAUGGCGACCACAUGAAAGAUAAUCACGCAAAAGAUGAUGAGGACUACACAUUGAUAAGUGAUCAAAGCGAUGAAAACCAAUCAAUAUCCGAAGGAAGUCGGGAGAGUGAUGAAGAGAUCGAAGACAAAUUCGCCACAAAGAAAGAUACAUAUAUCGUUCACAGGGAAGAAUACGUGAAGUCGAGGAAAUGUAUUACGCCGAUCCUAACUGACUUGUGGGAAGACUUCAAGAAAAAAGAAAAGAAAGCCGCGCAACACAAAGUCAACCGUUAUGGUACUAUUAAUGGCAUGUUCAAGGUGAAAAGUAGAGCCCGACUUGGUGGUAAAGGGGACAACACAAACACUAUAAAAUAUGAAGAGAAGAAGUGUUCUUGCAAGAAGUGGCAAAAGUAUAGGUUCCUUUGUACACAUGCACUAGCCGUGUGUCGGAAGAUAAAAGAUCAACCAAUCAAUACGGUGAAUCCAUAUUUCAGGGUUGUUGCUUGGCAAGACCAAUUCAGUGGGCGCGAUGACUUUACCCCGGUCCCUGAUAAGAGAAGAUGGCCUAAGGUUGGAUGGAGACUCGUUCCUAACUACGAGCGAAUUAUUAUGCAUGCUGGUCCCGGUCGUUGGCAAAAAAAGAGAUUUAAAAUAGUGUUUAAUCAACGAGUGAAACUUCCGAUCCCAGAAAAUGCUCCAAGAGAGGCCUAUAUACAGAGGGCCCAUGCCUUACUUUUAGUACUGAUUGGAGGUUUCUUGAUUCCUGACAAUAUUGGAAACAGAAUACCGCUUUUGAUCUUGACAAUACUAGAGGAUUUGGAUGUCUGUGCUACCUACAGUUGGGGGUCAGCUUUGUUGGCGAAGUUGUACUUUGGUUUGUGUCAAGCUUCCGCGCCCGGGAAGAAAGACAUUAUCGGAUGCUAUAUGCUGAUGCAGUUAUGGGUUUGGGAGCGUAUCCCAAGACUUCAACCGAAGGGAAAAGUUAAAGAUCAGAGUUAUUUGAUGCCGGACGCUCCACUAGGCAAUAGGUGGAAAUGCCCAAAAUCCAAAGCGAACAUCGCCGCUCAUUGUGUUGCUGGCAUCAGGGAUCAGUUAUCUAGCCUAAGGGAUGAUGAUUCUUCAAAUCUCAGUGACGUAUAUCAUCUCGCUGAUGCAGCCUUACGAGAAAAUCCUAGCCUCGGUGGUAGUCUAGAGGAUAAACUCUUGCAAAUCUUCGAUAAGAGUUUCAGUGCCCUGACUUUGGGCCCACUUGAUAUGAGCACUCAGAACGAUACUAAGGUUCUUCAGAAAAGACCACCGGAGUCAAGUCAAACUAUUGUGCUCAGGCAGAAAGCAACAUCGAAGCCUACUGGAGGAGGAAGGAGGAAGCGACAGGGAAUUUCAGAUCGAACAAUCAUAGUUCAUCCCAAUCCAACUCCUAUGCAAGAAGAUGAUGAAGGCAAUGAAAGCGAUAAGGAUUACUACAUUGGGGGCGAAGGAGAAGAAGAAGAAGAAGAAGAAGAAGAAGAAGAAGAGUCCCCUCCACCUCGUGUUUCUUCUCAAAAGAAAAAGAAAACGUUCGAGGUUCGCAAGAGUGAUAGGGUUAGUGAACCGACCGAGAAGUAUACUCCCGGUUCCGAGGUUAUAGGGAAGAAAAGGUCGUCCAAAUAA
Messenger RNA from Oldenlandia corymbosa var. corymbosa, 1815 nucleotides. NCBI's taxonomy places the organism in Eukaryota, Viridiplantae, Streptophyta, Magnoliopsida, Gentianales, Rubiaceae. The record is from the annotation of a GenBank genome assembly.